GUCUCCAGUCCCUAUCUGGAUCAUGAUCGCCGCUAGGGCAGGUUCUCUCCAAGGUGGAGUUUCCUCCAAAGUGGACGGCUCCGCCUCCCGCCCCAGAGUGGACGCCCUUCGGUGCUCCAAGAGCCUGCCCUGGCCUUUGAGUUCGGGCUGCCGGAGAGGUGACGGGUCCUGCGGCUUCAGGAGAAACUGCCCCUCCUCUCGCUCCGGGGCUGCUUUCAGUAGACCGUGGGGAGUGGGAAGGGGGCGGGUCUCCAGGGGCCGGUACUUUCCGACGCUGGAAACCCGCUCAGCCCUUGGCGUCCCGGGACCCCAUUAACACCAGGGUCCCCCAGGGAGCGGCCCUGGGAGGGGCGGGGCGCCCGCUGUCCCUCACGUUGGCUUUCAGCUUCUCGAGUUACAGCUUCGGGUUCUCUCGCGGGUGCCUUUCCCUGCUCCGGGACAAAGCGGCUGGGUGGCAGUGGCGCGGUCAGGAGAGGACCCCCGCUGCGCUCGGGACUCCAGCUAGCAAGGCGCCCCGCCCGCCGCCCCGCUUCCACCCCUCCCGGCAGCGUAGGGAAAGCCCCCGCGGCUCCUCCCACCCCAGGGGCUUUUCUCCAGUCGCCAGCGACUUUGCUUCGGGAGCGCAGCCGCCUGGCGCCGCUUUCCGCGGGGCUGGAGCGCACGGUGCCCCUGGCUCUUCCGCGAACGCAAGGGGCAAGAAUCGGUGACCUCCGGGCGCGCCCCGCGUCCCGGGUCCCCUAACCGUCACCUCGGCCCCCGGCCCGCGCCUAGGCCUCCAGCAUGGUGCUGCUGGCUGGGCCCGGGCCGGAGGGCGGCGGGACACGCUGCUUGUCCCCGCAGUCGCCGACGCCACCCCGGGACGCGCAGACCGGGGACGACCCGGGGGACUACGAGGAGUACGAAGACUUCUCGAGUCUGCCGGACACCCGCAGCAUAGCAUCAGACGAUUCCUUCUACCCUCCCGGAGGCGAGGAGGAGUGCGGCGCGGCGGCGAGCGCGGAGUGCGUCCCGGAGGGCGUCCCGGAGGCGGCGACCCUCCUGCGCGCCGCCUGCACCAACGACGUGGGGCUGCUGCGGGCGCUAGUGCUGCGCGGUCCGAGUUCCGAGGAGGUACGAGAGACUGACCGCAACGGCCGGACUGGCCUUAUUGUGGCGUGCUACCAUGGCUUUGUGGAUACCGUGGUGGCCUUAGCAGAGUGUCCCCACAUUGACGUCAACUGGCAGGACAGCGAAGGGAACACAGCCCUCAUCACGGCUGCACAGGCAGGGCAUGCCACCAUCACCAACUACUUGCUGAAUUAUUUCCCUGGUCUGGACCUAGAGAGGAGGAACAUAUUCGGCUUCACAGCCCUCAUGAAAGCAGCCAUGCAGGGCCGAACAGAAUGUGUACGAGCCCUGAUGCUGGCAGGGGCAGAUGUUCAAGCGAGGGAUCCCCGUCGUGGGAUGUCCCCACAGGAGUGGGCUGCAUACACUGGCCGAGUGGAGGCUGUUCGUGUCAUGCAGAGACUUAUGGAGCGGCCUUGCCCAGAGCAGUUUGGGGACAAGUACAAGCCGGAAUUGCCAUUUCCCCCAGAGAUGCUCUUGAAGUCCCCGGGUUCCAAAAACUGCUUUCAGAGAUUCGCUGAGUUCCUGCGGACCACUCUGAGCUCCCGCUCAGGCCAGAGCCUGGAGGAUGGAGGCGUCCUUGAUCACAUGGUCAGGAUGACCACAAGCCUCUAUAGCCCCGCUGUUGCUGUCGUCUGCCAGACCGUGUGCCCGGAGAACCCUCCCUGUGUGGGGAAACGACGCCUGGCAGUACAGGAAAUCCUAGCAGCUAGGGGGAACCGGGACGCCUGUGCUCUGGAUAGCAACAAAGUAGAGGGCUCUGACCUGCAAUUCCAGACUUUGGAGGGUCCCAGAGCCAGCCCCUGGUCAUCCCAGUCUUCUGGGGCCCCAGGAUCCACCCCUGCCCCUGUCUCUCGGAAGGCCAGCCUCCUGCCGUUGCAGUUGCUGCGGAGGAGCAGUGUGCGGCCAGGUGUGGUGGUCCCCAGAGUGCGCAUCAGCAAGGCCCCUGCGCCCACCUUCCAGCCAGAGCGUGCAACGCCCAAGGGCAACACCAAGGACAGCAUCCACCUGCAGAUCCCCAAGUGGCGGUACAAGGAGGCCAAGGAGGAGAAGAGGAAGGCGGAGGAGGCGGAGAAGAAACGCCAGGCAGAGGCUCAGAAGGAAAAGCGGGCGCCACGGUGGAGGAAAAGGACGUGAAGGGGGCCAUGAGGCCACCGUGUGUGCCUGGAGUAGGGAGGCCACACUGGGAACCAGCUGGGAGGCUGCAGGUGGUGUAGACAGCACCACAGAGACGGGUACCCCUCUCUGCCAUGGGGUGCAUGCUGCAUCACACAGCCUCUGGGCCGUACUCCUUUCCCAGACCCACGAAAGGGGCGUUCACAUUGCUCCCAAGACAGAAUUGAAAAGACUAGAUGGUUGUUGCUUAAAACUAGUUCCCCGAGCAAUCUAUACACCCAAAGGGCAGUUUGCCUAGAAGUCACCCCUUAGAGGACUCCAAUUAAGAAUUUAAAAACUUAAUUUAUCAAAGGGCAUUUUCGCAUACUUUUGUAUUUUGUUAUUUAUGAAAAAUUGCAGCAUUUUACGAGUGGCAGGCUCUUUGUAAUUAAGGCAGUUUUAAUAUUUGUGUUUGGAGACCCUUUGUUUAAAAAACACUGUCUCUAGCAAUAAAUACUUGUAAUGACUCUGUGAAUUACACAGAACUCAUGGGAUUCUUCUCCCCUUUUGCCAUUUGGUUCUGGCCUUUGCCUUCUCGUGUCCCAUGGACACACCUGUGCACUGGCUUUUCCUUCGAACUUGAGUGAUGCCAAAUGCCUGUUUCUACUUGAUGAAGGCACUGACUUCUAUUCAAAAUGAUCGAGUGAGAUGGAAGUCUUACUUUUGGUUUUUAAUUCUUUUGUUCCUAUCAUCAUCAUCAUCGUCAUCAUCAUCAUCAUCGUCAUCAUCAUCAUCAUCAUCGAAAGUGAUAUGGCACAUUGCGGAAGUGUAUAUGUUGCUAGGACCAAAAUCAUUGAAAGCAAAGGGCUUGGAUAGACCAUCUUCCAGAGGAUCUGAGGAAAACGAUUAUUUAAGGGGGGCAAAUUUAACAAAUGAGUAGUAGAAACCAAGUCAUAUGUGCUCAGAAAAAAACCAAACAUGGAUAUCCUUAAAAAUGUCAAAGAUGCAGAGGGUAGGGAUGCUGCAAAACAUUGAGGAGCAGACAGGUGACCUUUAGAACAGGUGGUACAUACUGGAUGCUAGACAGUAGUUUGGGGAAGGUUUUCCUGGAGUGGGCUAUACUCUGAUGGUGGCCUUCUCCUCCAGAGAGUCCCUUGUGUGUUUUGACGGGCAGUUCCCCUUUGAUGAGCCCCAAGGUUCAGCUCAUUCCCACACCAACUUUGUAGAACUUCCAGGAUGUGGGGACUUUGGCGGGGAUGGGAUUUACCUUGGGUGCCAAGCUGUCAGUGAAAGUUUUCUUUCUCUGUCUUCCUUUCUUUUAUUUCCAAAGCAUUGAAAAAUCCCAGCUGAGUCUUAGAGUAUCUGUAUCAUGCACUUUAUUUGAUAUUUAAUGUAAAUACUUGGAAGCAAUAGAUUCAGAAUAUUACAGACUGAUUUAGAAGCCCUUUGCUGUGGUCCAUCUCACACUGUGGGUGCGUGCAGGGAGUGGGGGGCACUGGCUUAAUCUUAUUCUUUCCUCCUUGAUACAAUUAGGCAUUGAGCAACAAGAGAUCUCACACUAGCCUUCCCCCAAACUCCAUAAAAUAGGAUCUUAGGCUACUCCCAGGUGGAUUUAACACUGGUGUCACCAUUCAGUGUUUAAAAAUCACACUUAGUAAGUUUCUGUUUAACCCUGGAAAGGUACCAAGGUGAAUGCUGGGUCUUGACCCUCCUCUACAACUAUUGAUGUUAGUUAGCUGGGUUCAUCCUUGUGACCCAAGACUUUGGAUUGGCUAUAUCUCCUUGGGGACUGUGAGGACCACAAGGCACCUCAGUUAUCUUGGGGCCAUCUUUCCUGUCUCUUUUGGCAUUGUGUGUCUUCCUGUCAUAUACGUAUAACCUGCAGUACCAGCUAGCUUGUCACAGGUGCCACCACUGUGAGCCAAGGCAGUGCCAAAAUGCUUGCAAUCCGUGUUCCUUAUGCCGUUUGUCUACAGAUACAAUACCAACUGUUUUACUCCAUUUCCCUGCUUCAGAGGGGGAGCUGUAUUCCAGUGCAGUGGGAAGUACCAAGGUGACCACUGCUGUAGUUACUGAAACUAUAACUUCUCAGCAGGGGCUAUAGGAAGCCCCACCGCUUUUAGGUGGCUUUUCCUGGACACCCAGCUUGAGCUCCCAUAAAGGCCCCGUUUUUUGCAGGUUGUCUGGCUGUCACAAGAACAGUCAGUUUUAGGCAGCUCCUGCAUGGAAUGAUGUAGUGUCUGGCAUUAGAGCACUUCCAAAUCACCCAUCCUGUUUUCACUGUGUUAAGGUCACCUUGGGAAUAGUCCCUAACCCUGUCGAGCCUGGGUCCCUGCCACUGAUCAAUUAGAGAUGUCCAUUUUUGGUCCCUCCCAAUAAUCUACCUUUUCAUGAUCCAUUUUCAGAACCCUCCCAGAUAAGCAUGGACUGUUCAUGGUGUUCCAGCAAGGGGCUGGAGACUUCUUUUGUUUCCCAAGUGUUUGGAAGAGGAGCCCUGACCAGGCAUCAGGAUGAUGUUGCUCCUCAUAUUUACAUGAAAGCUUUGGUGAUACAUGUGUUAUUUUAAAAGGCAUCUAAACCCACAAGCCUGGGUCAGUCCAGCAAUUUUCUUUUGGCAGGCAGACCUUGAUGUGAGCUGGCAUUUCUCCUCAUUCUGUGGAACUGUCUUUAUCUGAUGGGCCUUCCACUAAGAAGGUAAAUGGCGGAUGUGUGGACAUUUGGGGAAGCUCCUCUUCCUGGUGAGCUUUAGUUUGUCCCCUGGAGAGAAGAAAAUUGAGCUGUGAAACUCAGGAGACCCAAGUGAAGGGAAGGCCAGUCCAGCCUGGGCUGUAGAGUCUUUUCGGUGUCUUUCCAGAAGUGUGUCUGAGCUUGUCCUGUGGGAGGCCUCCUCUUCAGCAGAGGAGCUGUGCCUUCAGGAAUUUUCCCAGCCAAAGAAAACAUUGCCUAGCCUCUUUCUCAUUCUGGGGUGGGGGUGGCUUUUGCUCCUAUCUCUUUAGAGUAGGGCAUCGGAAAGGAAGCAGGUGUCCCGGCCAGAGUGCAGUGUGGGAGGAGCACUGGACACACACUUGUAAACAGAGCCUCCUUCCCAUGCUUGUCUGGACCUUCAGGGUCACCUGGGAGUGGAUGGGUGAGAUGAUCGAGGAGGGCACUCCUUGCGGAAAAGGAAGAAGCUACCUGAGGUGGCUGGCGUUCCUGUGGGGUAACUGAAGGAGGCCGUCCAUACUUAAGCCACAUCAUCAGCUUUAUCUCCUUUUGGUUGAGGGGUUCACUAGAGAUGUCCUCAGUCCCUGAGGCCCCCCUAGGGUCCCCGACAUCCAGCAGCAUUCUUUAGAAAUAGUUUCUGUUUGUUGUUUGAACAGUUGUAUCUACUCACAGGGGAGUCACCCUCCCUGUACCCCAUGUUAUUCAGAGAGGGGUGCUGAUGCAUAGCCCCUUUCUCUGCCGUAUCCAGCAAGUAUCCCUAUAACUUGAUUGUCAUGCCAUCCCCUGGCAUUCUCUUUGCCUCACCUCUUCCUACGCUCACCCUUUCUUCUGCUUGCUUCCUUCCGCCUUCUGACUGAACUCUCUGCUCAUCUGGCACCAGAUGUCUUGAGGUCUACAAAGGCAGAAAAACAAAAGCUCUUGCUUUUUCCACUACAUUACCAGGCUGAGACCUCUAGAUCCUCCAGAGUAGGUGGAGGGCAGGGCUGUGGCUUCGGGACAUCAGCUCUGCCUUCUGCUUUUGGAAGGGAGGCCUGGUCCACUCUCCUGACUUGGGAGAGCAGAGGAGCAGGCCUGGGGAUCUGCCUGCCCUUGUGUGUAUUAACUGUGAAUAGUGAAUGCCAAAUGAACAGGUGUCUUCUCAGGGAUUUAUACAUAAAUAGAGUUAGGGGGAAAGUUGAAGUGUAUUUUAAAUAUUUUUGAUGUUUAAAUCAAUUAGGAUUAAACUGGACAGAAGAAAUAUUUCCAAGAUAGUGUCAGAGCUGCUGUUUCUAAGUGUGAUCUUGGCACUUGUUUCUCAGUGGAGAUUUAUGGGGACCAUGGCAGUGGGAAUGGCUGUGGAUAUGUUUGUGGCUGCUUCUGGGUGUGACCCUUGUGUUAACAGUUACCUUGCUGGGCAGCCUUUAAUCCUAGCACUUGGGAGGCAGGGGCAGGCGGACUUCUGUGA
Onychomys torridus (southern grasshopper mouse) is the source of this 6346-nucleotide messenger RNA. It is a transcript of the gene Ankrd33b, whose product is annotated as ankyrin repeat domain 33B. Lineage: Eukaryota; Metazoa; Chordata; Mammalia; Rodentia; Cricetidae. The transcript has 4 exons. The record is from RefSeq and is a predicted model, not a curated record. Gene Ontology annotation, molecular function: protein binding. Bases 781 to 2241 code for a protein of 486 amino acids.